CCCAUUUUGCUUCUUCUGACUAGGGUUUUGGUAUCUCUCUUUCGAUAUUCUCCCGUUCAUCGGAUAUAUAUGGUCGGAAUGAGACUCCUUCCUGAAGAUUCCGACGUCGCGCCGGCGCGAACAUUGGCAGCAACUGACUUGACCUCCGACGACGAUCGAUCAGUAGCGGCGGACUCGUGGUCGAUAAAGAGCGAAUACGGAAGUACACUUGAUGAUGAACAACGUCAUGCUGAUGCUACUGAAGCUCUCGCCGCUGUCAAUAACCGUGCACCCUCCGAUUACAGUUCUGACAAGGAGGAGCAAGAUGCUGAAGGAGUUUCUUCAAUGCUUGGUUUCCAGAGCUAUUGGGAUUCUGCGUAUGCUGAUGAAUUGGCAAAUUAUCGCGAGCAUGGUCAUGCUGGUGAAGUUUGGUUUGGUGCUGAUGUUAUGGAAAUUGUUGCUUCAUGGACCCGAGGUUUGUGCACUGGCAUUUGUCAAAAUCACUUGUCAAAUCAUGUAGGUGAUGGCGAGCAAGUUGGGGUACAUGAGAAGGACUUGGCUGAUUGGAGUGUGCUUGAUAUUGGGACCGGCAACGGUCUGCUUCUUCAAGAGUUCGCUAAACAGGGGAGCUUUUCUGCGAACUAUUUGGCGCAAUCGCUACAAAAUCUUGAAAGUUCCAUAAUGCUGCGUUGGAAAUUUGCAGUUUGUGUAAUUGUUAAGAUAGUAUCAGUCAAGGUCACAGUUGUAUAUGAAAAGCAUAUGGCUUUUGAGAAGAAGUGA
This is a messenger RNA of Solanum verrucosum, 759 nucleotides long. RefSeq lists its product as uncharacterized. Gene Ontology annotation, molecular function: protein-lysine N-methyltransferase activity. NCBI's taxonomy places the organism in Eukaryota, Viridiplantae, Streptophyta, Magnoliopsida, Solanales, Solanaceae. Bases 70 to 759 code for a protein of 229 amino acids. Gene Ontology annotation, biological process: peptidyl-lysine dimethylation; peptidyl-lysine monomethylation. The transcript has 4 exons. The record is from RefSeq and is a predicted model, not a curated record. Gene Ontology annotation, cellular component: cytoplasm.